UCUAAACCAAAAACCUUAGCAGCCAUCGAUAAGGGUAGAUAUCGAUAGUGACAUCGGCUGUUUAACAGUUGUUAUUGGACCAAUUAUAAAAAUGGAACAUGUGGAGCCGCACAUCCAAACCAAUGACAUUCUGCAGCAAAUACUAAAACUGAAUAUAGUUGAGAAUGAAGCUGAAAUAAUGACGCUAUUGAUAAACUUGCGGCUGCUGCUCACCCAAAGCAGCGCCAGUCAGGAAACAUUGGCCAACAAUAUGGAAUUCGCACAUUUUGUGCAAAACGUUGUCUUUAAUCCAAUUAUGAGGACACAGCAGCGAACACUACACAUUCUAACGCUUCAGGUGCUGGCCAACAGCGUUGUAAACAAUGAAAAGACACAGGCAGCGACUUGGCAGACCCAUGGCGCACAAAUUGCCGAGCAAGCGUGCACUUCUCCACUGGGCAGCUCCAACAAUGUGCUGCUCAUGAUUAUGUAUAACAUUUAUUUAGGACGUUGCACACGCCUGGUCAGCGAGCAGUUGGUGUUUGAAACAUGUGUGCGCCUUUGGCAGGCAAUUAUUGAAGCACAAACGGAUUACAAUUUCGAGUAUCUGCAUUUUUUGCUGGAGCACUUUAUAGUGAAGGAUGGACGCGCCUGUGUGCAGUGCUAUCAGCGUCUGGCGUUGGUGGAGCAACGCAUUGCCUUUUUGGACUAUGUGGCGCACUAUCUGCGCGAAAACAGUCCAAAUGGAGAGAUCAGCACCAUGCUGCUGCUGUUCUUUGCCAAAGAGUUUCGGCUAAAAUCGGAUUGUAUUCUACGUGAAACCAUAAAACUACGUCACGAGCUGCAUCCGCGUGAGGUGCACACGCUGCUCCGCAUCAUUGCAAGCGCCAGCGGCACAGAAAAUUAUGCCAAAAUCUAUGCAGUCGAUCACUCGCUAUUUAUUAAUGUCAGCAGCUUGCUGCGCUGUGUAAUUGCGGCUGGCAAAGAGCCCAAUAGCAGCGUGGACACCCCCAUGACAAAGCUGGAGGAAGUGGCGCUCACCUCUAACAUAGAUGCGGGCUAUGAGGAGCGGGUGUCCUUUGAGCUGAAAACGCUGCUGGUGCGUUGCACGGCCAAUUUGCUGUACGAGAACGAGGCCAACCGAGGCUACUGCCUCGACACCCAACUGCUGCCUGCGCUGCUCGAGUGCACAGUCAUGGAUGCGCGUAAUCCUUUAAUGCGUGAAUGGAGCAUUCUGGCCAUACGCAAUGCCUGCAUCAAUUCCCCCGAUGCGCAACAGGUGAUUGCCGGCCUGACCAUGCAAGGUGCUGCACCAAAUGACAUGCUCAGCGAAUUGAAUUUGGAUAUGGGUGCAUUACGCAUCACAGACCGACAGCAAUAGACACAAAAAUACACAAAUCCAUUUGCUGUCCAUUUGCCACUAACAAGUGGUUAGCUCUACAAACAGCACGACGUCAUCCGCGGAAUGAUGCGCUAAUGAUAUGCCAAAAAAUGAGAAAAAAAAAACAAAUGUUAACAACAUUCAUAAACGCGUUGUCAACGUUUAAUUGCAAUUUGGCCCAAAAUUGUUGGCGGCGGCAGCAGCAACAGCAGCGAGCGGUGGUUGUCGAUGUUGUGCACUGGCAUGCGGCUGGCUGUUUGGCUGGCAAAGCAUUUACGAGUUUUAUUUUAUAAAUAGCUGCCCAUGGCUCUGUAUCAUUAAAAAAAAAGAGAGAUGCCUAAAUACAUCAAUUUCUAAAAUUACGCACACAUAUUGCUACACAAUGUGCCUGCUGUUGUUGCUGCCCAGCUCAGUUUUUUAUGGCGCAAUUAAAAACGAAACGAAAACGAUGACGCAGUUAAUCACGACAAUGCCAGAGUUCACGCUUGGCACUUGUCUGCUUGGGCUUGGACCAUCAGCCAGACAGCAGCGCCAGCGCCGCGCCUGCUGCAGGUGGCCAUGCACUGGUUGUUUGUCGCGACAACGUCUCUUUAUAUAUAUAUAUAUAUAUAUAUAUAUGAACUCAUUUAAUCUAGUUAAGGAGCAUCACCGACUCGUAAAGUAUAUAUAUUCUUGAUCCGUACAAAGAGCUGAGUCGAUCGCAAGUGUCGGAAAAUAUAUAAGCUUAAUCGGAAUUGGAAAUAUAUUUUCUUCGUUGCUAUAUGCAAAACGCGAUAAUCAUAUUUCUCGCGAUUUAUACUCCAAUUUUCGUAACAUCGAUAAGAACCAAUUUUAAGACAUGGAUUUUUAAGCAUAACUCGAAAGUUGUUAAAUUUUAGACACCGAACUCGGUAUAUAGCUUCACCCAAGGUAUAUAAGGAUUAAGUGAAUUUCUCACUCCAAAAUUAAAAACAAAAAAAUGUCAUUAAUAUAGAGCCUUGUUAUUGGGACACUUACGUCAUAUAAA
Messenger RNA from Drosophila virilis, 2366 nucleotides. RefSeq names its product ataxin-10. Gene Ontology annotation, cellular component: cytosol. The record is from RefSeq and is a predicted model, not a curated record. Lineage: Eukaryota; Metazoa; Arthropoda; Insecta; Diptera; Drosophilidae. Gene Ontology annotation, biological process: neuron projection development.